AUGACACUAUUUUUUGGACGUAAAACGCAGAACACGAAAUAUUCAGUCACAAAGACCACUCUUAAUAAUAAGGUGUCUAUAUCUUUUCAUGAAAAUGGUAAAAGGCAUAAAGAGAGUGUACAAAAACAUAUCUCACAACUUAGCAAAAAAAGUGCAAAAGAGUUUAAGCAGAAAGAAAAAAUUGAUGAUGAUAUGAAGAAAAUGGAAGCAGCAGCUAUGGCUGCUUACUUAAAAGAUGUGAAAAACAAUGGUGAUCUUACAUCCAAGGUCAUAAAUGAAAUGGUGGAGAAAAGUGGUGGAAGUGCCGCAGAUAUAACAUUAAGCUGCACUGCAGAUAAAUCAGCUCCAGACUGGCAUGAAAUCAAAAAUGAUAAUGGAAGCUCAUAUUUCUGGAAUACAAAAACAAAUGAAACCUCUUGGGAACCUCCAGACAAUUACUUAUCAAUAGCUGAUCAAGAAAAGAAAAAUCUGAAGAAGGUUCCGCCUAGCAAACAGCCAGAACCGAAGCAGAAAAAACCGAAGAAACCUAAGAAGAAGGAUUUAUCAAAGAAUAUUGGAACUUUCAUAGAAAAUAAGAAGUCAAAUAAGGUGGGGUUGGAUACGUCAACUGUAGUUGGACCUCAACAUCCAAUUAAUCCAUAUGGGUCAUGGACUCCUGUUGUGAAUGUGGCCGCGGAGAAUGUAGACCUGCAGCUACCGAGGUCCGAUAAGGAGUUGCCCCCGCCACCGGUGGUCGUCGAGCCCGAAGUGGUCCAGUUCAAGGAGAAGCGUGUCGAAUCGCUGGGCGAUGGGCCGGUCAUGUUCAAGAAGCGGAAACUCAACAACCCCAAAAGGAACAUGCGACAGAAACUUGACGACGAC
Messenger RNA from Iphiclides podalirius (scarce swallowtail), 861 nucleotides. NCBI's taxonomy places the organism in Eukaryota, Metazoa, Arthropoda, Insecta, Lepidoptera, Papilionidae. The record is from the annotation of a GenBank genome assembly.